Messenger RNA from Topomyia yanbarensis, 3825 nucleotides. Its product is annotated as rap guanine nucleotide exchange factor 4-like. Gene Ontology annotation, biological process: intracellular signal transduction. The coding region runs from base 1252 to 3825 and encodes 857 amino acids. The record is from RefSeq and is a predicted model, not a curated record. The transcript is spliced from 18 exons. NCBI's taxonomy places the organism in Eukaryota, Metazoa, Arthropoda, Insecta, Diptera, Culicidae.
UCCCGAGAGUGAUGGAAUUACGAAAAUAGAAACACAACAUUCGCUGGAAAGCCCGAGGCGGUUUGGAAACUGCAAACAUAUCCACUGCUCAAAUACUCCUGGACGGAUGAGCUUAGUCGCUGGUGAUGAAACUCUAACAUUUUUGAUGCUCUCGGUCAGAAACACAAACAUAUACUUUCACACACACAUAGCUUCAUUCCAAGCCAGCUGUUUGCGGUUCGCUCGGUCCAGGGAUUAACCGACUGUCGUGCAUCAGGCCAGGUGCUUGGAGAUUUGGUCACGCUCCGUCGACGACGGCAUCCGUGCAACGUACCAAACGUACAAUUUUAAUCCCCUGAGAAUACCGGUAGCGGGCCGACCGUCCAUCAAUCCGGCGCUUGCAGGGGAAAAAGUUUUACAUUUUCAUGUAGAUUAGCCCAUUUCACAUCUCGGCGGGCGACGAUGGAUGGAUGGAGAAUUCGGUGAAGCAUCAGCUGCAAAGGUCUCUCAUUAGUGUCGAUGUCAAAAGUUGUACAUGUACCGUCUAAAACAGUCAGUCGUCUGAUCCGAACCAAAGAACGGACGGAUGUACAUACAUACAUACGAACGAAUCCGGAAUCCAAAAUGCGCCAUUGAAAUUGAGAUGUUCGAAGGAUCUCCGCUUCGUUUCGAGUGAGUUGGGUGGUGAUUAAAACCAACGGAAUAGUGUAUUUGAAACGACUUCAAUAAACCACGAAAGGAGCUGAAAUGAAAAGACACACACACAUAUCAGUCGAAACCAACAAAACUCCAUCGUUGAAUUGAAAAUAGGUGAAUAAAAGUUUACGGGAUUGAUAUGGCGAAAUGUUAGCUCCACUAGUUCAAAAGUAUAAAAAUCAUUAAUUAAAACUAAACAAACCGUUUGAAAAAAUCAUAUGUGUUUAUGGUAGCAGUGAAAUCCGAAAACAAGGUGCGGUUAAACACACUGCUGCAAAUAUAGUUGUGGCAACGGGAAACAAAGCAACCGCCGACCCGAAAGCUCUCGGCUUUACGGCAAGAGCGUUGGCUGCUAGCUGAACGUGUGUUGGCCGUGGAUCACGUUUAUUCUCUAUCCGGUGUUUGUGUGUUUAUGUGCGUUCUCAUAAUAACGGAAGCAUAACAGUAAUAAUGAUAUGUAUUAGCAUUAAUGAUGAUUUUGUGGUGUGUUUGCAAUAUAAUUGAGUGUUCUGGGAAUUAGGAAAGCUCCUGUCGUCUAUUGUGCGUGUGUGCCUGUUAUUGUGGAAUAUCUACACGAUGGCGGCUAAAAUGGCGAUGGAAUGGAUUACUGCGAUUGACAAGAGGCCCUGUGACCGGAAUCUGCGAGACUGCGAGUUAAUAUCGUGUCGAUUGAGGCGGGUGGAACCACUCUGUCGGCUGCCCGGAUCCGCCCUGCAGCAGCUGGCCAUGUGUGGAUUCUAUGAGGAUCUGGAAAAGGGAGUCACGCUGUUUCGGGCCGGUGAGCAGGGCCGCUACUGGUACGCAGUACUCGGCGGUCAACUGGAAGUACGUUACCAUGGAGCGGAAGCCAAGGAUAGUAAGCUCUCGGUGACGCUAUGUAACUUGGGCGUUGGUGCCACCUUUGGCGAAUCGAUCCUGCACGACCUGCCCCGAGACAGUACGGUGGUAACCAAGACGACCUGCGAGCUGCUGCGAGUGGAGCAGGAAGAUUUCAGACUGAUUUUCGAGAAAAAUAAGGAAUUAAUGAACGACAUAAUUUCCAACUGCAAAUUGAAAAAUGGUUUCGGACAGAGCAUGCAGACCACCAGCACCGUUCAGUCCGGCAUCCAUCAGCAGGCAUCACCAACCAAAAAACAACUAAGUCCCGAUCAUCCGAACCCGGCCUCACCAAUCACCGAGGCACCAAGUCCUGCCAUGGCUCGGAUGGGAUGGGCCCUGCGAACACUGCUAGUGUCGGACAAUACCAGCUGCCUGAAAGAUCGAAAGGUUGGCGGAAAAUUUAUUCGCAAAUGUGGCCCCGGUACCGAACUGGUGGACUGGCUGCUGAAUCUAUCGCCGAUUGUGCACACCCGGACGCAGGCGGCCGGCAUGUGGCAGGCACUGGUAGAGGAAGGUGUCCUUAGUCAUGUCGCAAAGGAGCAGCCAUUCAAAGACAAGUGCUUUCUGUACCGGUUCAAAAUGGACGAAGAUGGGACGGCAGGCGGGACGCCCAGCUCCGACGAUGUCAACCAGGCGAACGAUCACAUCAGAGAAGCACUACCUGCCCUGCUACACCGAGGUCCGGAUGCGACACUCCGGAUGAUCCUGCGGAAGCCAUCCCACGAGCGAACCCACGAAGAACUGGAACUGGUAUACGAGGAGUUGCUGCACAUCGCCGCUCUGUCCCAUCUCUCGACGUCCAUCAAGCGGGAGCUGGCUUCGAUCAUCGUAUUCGAAGCGCACGCACAUGCCGGAACUGUGUUAUUCAACCAAGGUGAUGAAGGACGCUCCUGGUACAUCCUGCUCAAAGGUUCAGUGGAUGUCGUUAUACACGGUAAAGGAACGGUGGCGACGCUCAAGGAAGGAGACGAUUUCGGCAAAUUGGCACUUAUCAACGAUGCUCCCAGGGCGGCGACAAUCGUGCUCAAAGAGAACAACUGCCUGAUGCUGCGUGUGGAUAAGGAACACUUCAACCGCAUCCUGCGGGACGUCGAAGCCAACACGCUGCGGUUGCAGGAGCACGGCAAGGACGUACUAAUCCUGGAACGGGUCGCAAAACAGCGAGGACACUCGGCAGCUUUCAAAUACACUGUGAUGUCCGGCACACCGCAAAAAAUGCUGGAACACCUGCUGGAGACAAGACUGGGCGGUCAGGUGGGACCAAACGAUCCGUUUUUGGACGACUUUCUCCUGACCCACAUCGUGUUCAUGCCGACGCCGAUCCUGAUCGACGAGCUGGCCAGCCACUAUCAUGCCGAUGCCGAGGUUGACCUGCGAACGUCCAGCGAGGAAGACCGAGAGUACUUUAUGACCUGCAAACGGCGUGUGGUUCAGUUCAUCCAGCGCUGGGUGCUAGCGGUGCGGCAUGCCGUCUUCGAGGACCCCCUGGCAGUGGAUUUCAUUGAGGAAAUUGCUACUGAUGUCGAGUCGGAAGGUUUGCUCCAGGAGGAAGCUAGUAUCAUUCAUCACGUGCUAACGCAAUUAUCCCGAUAUCAAGAGGAUCGACAGAUGAAUGCCAGCCAGAAGUGGAAACUACCGCCCAACGGACAACCCAUUUGCCUAUUCAGUGGAAACACACACUCAAAGACUGUCAUAAGACCGGAUGACGACAUAAUCUUCCGCGUCUACUGUGCGGAUCACACGUAUUGCACCCUGCGCUUCCCGAUGGCCACCUCGGCCGAAAUCAUUAAGGCGUGCGCAGCGGACAAACUGAAGCUACCCCGCAUCCCGGACGAUCUGCUGCUGGUGGAAGUCAAGAGCAACGGGGAACGGUCCGUGUACAAGGACACCGACGUCAGCAUACCGACGGCACUGAGCCUGAACGGGCGAAUAUUCGUUUCACCAAAGGACCACCUGGACGCACUGACUCCCCUACCGGAGCAGGAGCUUCCGACCGAGGCGCUCGAUAUGGACUUCGAGGCGCUGCCGACCAAGGACGUUGCCUACCACAUGACGCUGUUCGACUGGGAUCUGUUUUGGGCUGUGCAUGAGUACGAGCUGUUGUACCAUACCUUCGGUAGACAUCAUUUUAAUAAGCUUUCAUCUGUUUCAUCUGCAAGCCUUGGCGGCAACGACGAUUCGCAUGUCAAAUGUGACCCGAUUGUUAACAUUCAGGCAGGACAUCAUGCAUUCGAAUGUGACGAGUCCGACCGAAAUGCUAUCCGCAAAUGA